Camelina sativa (false flax) is the source of this 1206-nucleotide messenger RNA. The record is from RefSeq and is a predicted model, not a curated record. Lineage: Eukaryota; Viridiplantae; Streptophyta; Magnoliopsida; Brassicales; Brassicaceae.
AUGACCAUCCGUCUUGUGCUAGAAAAUGCGGUGAAACGGAAUUGGGCUAUACAUCAGGUUGAUAUCAACAAUGCCUUUCUCCAAGGCUCUUUGGAGGAUGAGGUUUACGUCUCUCAGCCACCUGGCUUUGUUGAUCGUGAUCGACCGCAUCAUGAGUUGAGAAAGUUUCUUGUUGACUCCGGUUUUAAGACAUCCUUGGCUGACAAUUCUUUAUUCAUUUGCAAACAUGGUCCGGCUCACAUAUAUGUGUUGGUCUAUGUUGAUGAUAUCAUUUUUGCACGACCGACUUCUUUGGUUCAACGGUUUCAUGUGUUGUUGGCUCAUCGUUUCUCUCCUAAGGAUCUUGGUCCAUUGAGUUACUUCUUGGGUGUUGAGGCCACCAGAACACCGAAUGGUUUGCACUUAAUGCAGCGGAAGUAUAUCACUGAUCUACUGGCCAAAACCAAUAUGCUUGAUGCUAAGCCAGUCCCUACACCGAUGUCCACUUCGACGAAGCUCAUUGUGUUAUCGGGUCAACCGCUCGCUGAUGUAACCAAGUAUCGGAUGGUUGUUGGAAGUCUUCAAUACUUGGCGUUUACGCGACCUGACAUUGCUUUUCCAGUAAAUCGUCUAUCCCAGUUCAUGCACAAACCGACUAAUGAGCAUUGGCAAGCUGCAAAGAGGGUCCUUCGUUAUCUUGCGGGUACUUGGACACUUGGUAUUUUUCUUCGCAAUGAUGCUCCUCUCACGGUUCAUGCCUUUUCAGACGCAGAUUGGGGCAGGGAUAAAGUGACAUAUGUUUCCACAAAUGCGUACAUAAUUUAUUUUGGAGGUAGUCCAGUCUCGUGGUCAUCAAAGAAACAGAGGAGUGUGUCUCGUUCAUCAACGGAGGCAAAAUAUCGAGCGGCUGCAAACACGGCAUCCGAGCUCCGUUGGAUAUGCUCCCUCUUAUCAGAAAUGGGAAUCACGCUACCGACGGCUCCGGUCAUCUACUGUGAUAACAUGGGCGCCACGUACCUUUGUGCAAAUCCAGUCUUUCAUUCCAAGAUGAAGCAUGUGGCGAUCGAUUACCAUUUUGUUCAAGAAAAUGUUCAAUCAGGUACCUUGCGGGUUGCACAUAUCUCCGGAGAUGAUCAACUCGCGGAUUGCCUCACCAAACCGUUACCUCCUACUCGUUUUCAUACCUUAAAUAGCAAGAUUGGAGUCAAGAAUCUGCCUCCAUCUUGA